AUGGCAACACAGAUUGUGUAUCUAGAUGACCCUAAAGCCAGAAGCGGUUGGAAAGUUGCUCAGCAGAUGGAUCAGAGGAACGUGUAUGAUAUACCAGAACUAGACCCAACUGACAAUGACGUUGACAACGUCACUGACCAACGGUUGGAAUCUUCCAUGGAAACUGAUGCAGAAACACUUUGA
This is a messenger RNA of Prunus armeniaca (apricot), 183 nucleotides long. The record is from the annotation of a GenBank genome assembly. NCBI's taxonomy places the organism in Eukaryota, Viridiplantae, Streptophyta, Magnoliopsida, Rosales, Rosaceae.